AGAGAGAGAGAGGGAGAGAGAGAGCGAGAGAGGGAAAGAGGAACAUAAUUCAGAUAGCAGAUAGACCCCAUAGACUACACAGCUUCUACCAGUCAGUAGAACAGACGGAGUGACAGAGAGAGGCAGACUGACGCUAACCCAGACACAGCAACAACAGUAGCAGCCAAACCAGCACUACUGGUCUCCAAGAUGGCAGGGAUGAAGGAGCAGCAGGUGACAGAGGAGAAACCCCUGCUGCCUGAGCAGAGAGGACCUGACACAGACACGCAGCUGUGUAGAGGAGGUGGGGAGAUCAGUGUGUACACCAGCCCCCACAGCUUCGCCCCCCUCCCCUGUGCAACCCCACCCCUCCGCUGGCAUGAGAUGGCGAGGCGCUGGCUAACCCAGACUCGCAGGCGGACCAGUGGGUGCAUCCUGGACGACUGUGAGGUCCUGAUGCCUGUUGGAAACUGGAAGGAACACGACAUUGAGACUCCCUACGGGAUGCUGCAUGUGGUGAUCCGAGGGGCUCCGAGGGGAAACAAACCAGCCAUCCUCACCUACCACGACGUGGGUCUGAACCACAAGCUCUGCUUCAACUCCUUCUUCCACAAUGAAGACAUGCAGGAGAUUACCCAGCACUUUGUGGUAUGUCAUGUUGACGCUCCGGGACAGCAGAUCGGUGCUCCUCAGCUACCACAGGGGUACCAGUUCCCCACAAUGGACCAGCUGGCAGGGAUGCUGCCCAGUGUCAUCCAGCACUUUGGAUUCAAGAGCAUCGUGGGAAUUGGAGUUGGAGCUGGAGCCUACAUCCUGGCCAAGUUUGCUCUGAUCUUCCCGGACAUGGUUGAGGGUCUGGUUCUGCUCAACAUCGACCCAAAUGGGAAGGGCUGGAUUGACUGGGCGGCAUCAAAGUUGUCUGGUCUGACCAGUGCUCUGCCUGACACAGUGUUGCCUCAUCUCUUCAGCCAGGAGGAGUUGAUGAACAACACAGAGCUGGUCCAGAGCUAUAGACAACAGAUCAACAACACCAUCAACCAGUUCAAUCUUCAGCUCUUCUGGAACAUGUACAACAGUCGUCGGGACCUGGAGAUGAACCGCAGUGGGACAGUGCUCAAUGCCAAGACCCUGAGGUGCCCUGUCAUGUUGGUUGUGGGGGACAAUGCCCCAGCCGAGGAGGGAGUGGUUGAAUGCAAUUCUAAACUGGAUCCAAGCCACACUACGUUCUUGAAGAUGGCUGAUUCUGGUGGACUUCCCCAGUUAACACAGCCUGGGAAGCUGAGUGAAGCCUUCAAGUACUUCCUGCAGGGCAUGAGCUACAUUGCGUGUGUGAAGGAUGGAAGGUUGAGUGGAGGGCCAGGAGUCUGUAUUCAACCCUGCUGCCCUGUCCUCAACCCUGCUGUCCUCAACCCUGCUGUCCUCAACCCUGCUGUCCUGUCCUCAGCCCUAAUGUCCUCAACCCUGCUGUCCUCAACCCUGCUGCCCUGUCUAAAACCCAGAUUUCCAGUCUAAAACCCAGAUGUCCUCAACCUGCUGUCCUGUCUUAAACUCGGAUAUCCAGUCUAAAACCCUGCUACUAUCCUCAAACCUGCUGUCCUGUCCUCAACCCUGCUGUCCUCAACCCUGAUGUCCUCAACCCUGCUGACCUCAACCCUGCUCUCCUCAACCCUCCUGUCCUGUCCUCAACCCUGCUGUCCUGUCCUCAACCCUGCU
This is a messenger RNA of Osmerus eperlanus (European smelt), 1692 nucleotides long. It is a transcript of the gene ndrg4, whose product is annotated as NDRG family member 4. NCBI's taxonomy places the organism in Eukaryota, Metazoa, Chordata, Actinopteri, Osmeriformes, Osmeridae. The transcript is spliced from 19 exons. The record is from RefSeq and is a predicted model, not a curated record. Gene Ontology annotation, biological process: positive regulation of ERK1 and ERK2 cascade; signal transduction. Gene Ontology annotation, cellular component: cytoplasm. Bases 190 to 1491 code for a protein of 433 amino acids.